This is a messenger RNA of Oryza sativa Japonica Group (Japanese rice), 1153 nucleotides long. Its product is annotated as protein S40-5. The record is from RefSeq and is a predicted model, not a curated record. Lineage: Eukaryota; Viridiplantae; Streptophyta; Magnoliopsida; Poales; Poaceae.
GGUCGUCCCAUGCACCAUAACCGUUUGCUCCACCACUAGUCUUUCUCUCCUCUCGUCGCCAAGCGAAGCGAGACAGUCUCGUGCGCCUCCGGCUUUCCUCUCCGACGGCGACGCGCCGACGUACGACGCCGUGGACGAGCAGCAGCGCUGUGGAUCGACGAGCGGCGAUGGCGAAGGCGCGGAAGCAGCAGCCGCAGGGCCCGUUCGCCGGCGGGGCCGCCGCCGGGGAGAGGUCGUUCCUCGGGUUCCAGUACCACCACCACCACCGCGGCGGCUCCGUGGCGCCGGCCUACGGCGACGACGACGACCUCCCCGAUUUGGCGGAGGCUGAUGUCUGGUACGCGCCGUCGUCGGAGGGGGGCGCGGAUCAUCGAGGCGGCGGCGGCGGCGGAGGGGGAGGGGGAGGGCUGGAAAUCGGCGGCGGCGGCUGGGGCGGAGGGAAGCACAAGGUGGGCGGGCUGAGCCGGGCGUUCGCGGACGGGCGGCAGGUGGCGGCGUCGGCGCCGGUGCAGGUGCCCGCGUGGCCCGGCCGCUACGCCGACCCCGACCAGGCGGCGUUCGCGGAGGAGGAGAAGCGCCGCGAGGAGGAGGACGACGCCGGCGACGGCGACGGCGACGGGUGGGUGCCGCCGCACGUGUACCUGGCGCGGCGGCAGGCGAGGUCGUCGGUGGUGGAGGGCGUCGGACGAACACUCAAGGGGCGCGACGCCUCCCGCGUCCGCGACGCCGUCUGGAGCCGAACCGGCUUCGACGGCUGAGCCAGAUUAAACCGGGGAGACAAGCCAAUUAGGAUUUAAUUUCUUCUCUUCUUCGAUUUUUCCCCCUCUCCUAAUUUUCUUCCUCUUAAAUUUUUGUGAAAAAAUUUUGUAAUAUGGUUUAAAUUUUGCUCUCUCGUUUUAUCUUCUCAUCAAGUUAAUGAGAAAAGAGGAAAAGCGUGUGGUAUGUAGCAUAGUGCAUUGGUUGAAUAAUCUUCUUCUUUCUCUCUUUCUUGUUGAUUGGGUGGUGGUUGGGCAGCUUCAACCAAAGAUGGUUGGAAUCUGAUUAUUAUUCUUUUGUUAAUUACUCUACUAUAAUAUGUAUGGACUAAAAAUAAUUGAGGAACAGGCCAUCGAUCUUAUGGCAAGAAUAAACAACUCGGAUGUACUUCAGCUUA